Molecule: messenger RNA, 1517 nt
Organism: Rhipicephalus microplus (southern cattle tick)
Lineage: Eukaryota; Metazoa; Arthropoda; Arachnida; Ixodida; Ixodidae
Source: RefSeq, a predicted model, not a curated record
CGUGAAAGAGAUCAUCCGCACUUUAAAUGUCAUGACCCCCGAAAGACGUUUGCAUGGUAUUGCUUGGCUGUACUGCUGGUUGCUACCGCGCACAAGUGUCCAACCAUGGUUUGCCGUCCGCUUCGGUGAAGCGUCAGUCAUUGUUCGCUUUGAUGAGUGGCUGCCACGCAUGGCCACGCUGAUGCGCCGUGAAGGCUUUCAAGUGACAAUGGAGAAUGAUUUAAACGAUGGAACCAUAUUCGCCUGUUUCCUCGCUCGAGACCUGGCGGACCAAUUGCAAGAACAACACCUCGAGGCGUUCGUGGCCAUGUGGCCGGGUGUUCCACUUGUCAUGAUGCAUACCACGGAGCCACGACUGAUGUUCAGCUUGCUGCGUGCACUGAGCGACUCUGUGGAUCGAGCACCGAUGCUCGCACUCAACGUGCCACCUGGAAACCUUCAUGCGGGGUUUCACUAUUGCCUGUUGGAGCUAGGAAUAGAGCUGUCAAAGGGCACCCUCGAGGUUCCAGGUAUAGCUUUAGCCACUGGACUCCCCAGUCCACGAAUCAAUGAGGUGGUGAUGCAACAGUGCAUAGAAGAUUGGAAUGCUGCUGCCGAAGCACUGAGGGAUCGUCUACAGUCAUGAGUGGACCAAUGGGAUGGAACUUGCAUGCAAAUUGAAGGCCCCAAUCUUUUGGACAAGCUGUGCAAUGUCUAUGUGUAUGGUAAAGUCUUGAUUUGAUUUCUACUCACUGGAAUAGACUAUCAUGCGGUAGAAAAACAUUAAAAUGAACAGAUCUCGAAGCAUUAGUUUGAAGGAAUUUCAGUCUAGUAUGCUGUCCUAUUUGCAGAAAAUAAUUUCUUGUUACCGAACAAUACUUAGCUGUGAUAUGUACAUACGCUAUUUCUCCAUUCACUACCUAUGUUGAUCAAAAUUGCUUGCUCAGAGAUAUUUAGUCUAUGUUAUCAGAUAAUAUUUAAAGUCUGUUGAAGAUUUUUAGAAAAAAGGUUAGGUGAUCUUUUAUUGCUUUUUAUUUCUAAGUAUGUUUUUUUUUUUACUUGGGUUAUCAGUGCUUUAAACCAUCUUUGUAAGUCACUCUUUUUUUUUUUGUCACCUGAUGCAAAGUAAGUGCUUUGCCAAUGUGCACAUGUUUUCAUAUUUCACAUUGUUAUGCCAAAAAUAACUGCAUAUGCUCAUUCCAUUUUACCGCACCAGCAGUUACCAGUUUGUGCACAAAUCGUCUGUGUACUGCUUGUUUUUGAAACAGUGUUAUGAAAGAGAAGACUGCAAAGUAAGUGUUAGAAAAUUCAGCACAAAGCAGUGGCCUUCGGACUGACUUUUGUUCCAUUUCUCAUUUGUGAAAUUUAGUGACUCAUAAUGUCAAAACGGUUACACACUUGGGGACUUUUCCAGCUCUUGUUUGUAUUGUAAGUGACUAUGUUAUUGUAUGUUUAUUGUAUGUUUAUUUUCAUGUUCUGACUUAGCCGGUACCAAGUGUGUUGGCACUUUCUAAUUUAUUGUGAACAGAGUUCUUUAC